AUGUGGGAAUGCGGCGUGUCGGGGCACGGAGAGGAUUGGGGGGUCGUGAGGAGUCAUUACGUGCGGGGGGCCCCAGCAGGAGCCACCAUGUUCCAGGCCACCACUUGCCUCAAGCACCAGGGAGAUGGCAGGGAGCCCCCACUGCCACCACCAUCGGAAUCCCCGCUUGUCUCCCCUCCGGAGACGCUGUUCCGACAGGGAAGUGGGGUCACCUACCGCAUCCCAGCUCUGCUCUACAUCCCCCCGGAUGAAUCCUUCCUUGCCUUUGCCGAGAAACGCUCCUCAGCCCGGGAUGAGGACGCCAAGUACCUGGUGCUGCGUCGGGGCUGCCGGCACGGCUCCUCGGUGAAGUGGGGUCCGGUGGAGGAGCUGUCGGCGCUGGCGCUGCCCGGCCGCCGCACCAUGAACCCGUGUCCGCUCCUCGAUGCCAGGAGCGGCACCAUCUUCCUCUUCUGCAUCUGCGUGGAGCAGGGGAAGACAGAGCAGCACCAGAUCUGGAGGGGGAGCAGCGCCGCGCGUCUCUGCUUCUCCACGAGCGCCGACGGCGGCCGCAGCUGGGCCCCGCUGCGGGACGUGACGGACGAGGCCGUCGGCGCCGACCUGUCCCGCUGGGCCACCUUUGCCGUGGGGCCGGGCCACGGCGUGCAGCUGGAUUCGGGGCGGCUCGUGGUGCCGGCGUACACCUACUACAUGCACGGGCUCCUGUGCGGGGCCGCUCGGCUGCCCUGCUGGACCCGCCAGCACUCCCUCGUCUUCUACAGCGAUGACGGCGGGCGCCGCUGGCACAAGGGCGCCCUGCUCGCCGGCGAGCGCACGGGCGAGUGCCAGGUAGCCGAAAUCCGCGGCGCCCAGCCGCCCUUGCUGUACUGCAGCGCCCGUGCCCCGCACGGCUGCCGCGCCGUGGCGCUCAGCGCCGACCGCGGGCUGCGCUUCCAGCGCCCGGCGCGCUGCCCGGCGCUGGCCGAGCCCCCGCACGGCUGCCAGGGCAGCGUGGUGAGCUUUGCCGCGCCCGCCGGCACCGCCGGGGCGCCCACGUGGCUGCUCUACUCCCACCCCACCGACCGGCGCCACCGGCGCGAUUUGGGUGUCUACCUGAACCCGUCGCCGCUGGACGGGGCGGGCUGGCGGCGCCCCUGGGUGCUGCACGCGGGGCCUGCCGGGUAUUCCGACCUGGCCGUGUGUCCAGGCAGAGUUUUCGGCUGCUUGUUCGAGUGCGGCACCGCCAGCGCCUGCGAGGAGAUCGUCUUCUGCCUCUUCACCCUGGACUCCUCUGAUCAGAACCUCAAGGCUUCCUAAAAACAGACCUGUGUUAGUCAAGGGGGUCACUCCUGACUGCUGGUAUCCCGAUCCAGACCUCCCCAGGAUGUUUUGGAUGCUCCAGAGGCUCAGCAUCGUGUCGCUUUUAAUUUUAUAUUUAAUUAUGGCUUUUUAAUCACCCAUCAGUUGGUGGUGGUAGAGGAUCUGCUGCAGGCUGGCCAAGGGGUGCUGGCACAGCACCCAAAAUGAUGCUGCUCCUCCAAAAAUGGGCAUUUUUCACCUGGUAGCAGCAAAAAAGUGCCACCGAGAGCAGCUGGUUCCCUGAGGCAGAAGUCCCCUAAAGUCUUAUGUAAGUUAAAAAUGUUUCCAGUCCCUGUGUCGCCCUCAUGUGGCAGAGAGAAUUCCUAUUUUUUAUCCUGUUUUAUUCCAAUUGCCUGCUUUGGGCCUGUAUUCCCAUAGGAAAAAGAACUCUGGUCUUGCAGGGAUUUUUUUAUUCUGCUCCAUAGGAAUGGGUUGUGGCAUCCUGACGGCGACAGCAACCUCACAGUCCUGUGCUGCUGGCAAAUAAAGUCCUCCCAAAGCAGGUGAAA
Myiozetetes cayanensis is the source of this 1847-nucleotide messenger RNA. RefSeq names its product neuraminidase 3 (gene NEU3). The record is from RefSeq and is a predicted model, not a curated record. NCBI's taxonomy places the organism in Eukaryota, Metazoa, Chordata, Aves, Passeriformes, Tyrannidae. Gene Ontology annotation, cellular component: cytoplasm; lysosome; membrane. Gene Ontology annotation, biological process: ganglioside catabolic process; oligosaccharide catabolic process. Gene Ontology annotation, molecular function: exo-alpha-sialidase activity.